UUGUCUUUUCCGAAAGGGAAGCCGGGCUGUUAGCUGGGUCUCUAUUUUUAAGCCCAACGCUUAGAAGCCCCCCGAGAGAGGAGGCCGAGUUCAAAGCGCGGAGUUCCUUCAUGUGUAGACCAAGGGGAAGGACGCCGCUCUCUCCUCUCCAGAAGGGACCUGGAGAGCCUGCUCGGAGGUGGGUUAGCGGUGGCUUCCUGGAUCUGACUCCCCUUGCCAGUCCUUGCUCUUAUUGGAGGGACAGAAGAAGGAUCCUUCGCCUUUUCUCUUGCGUUGUUUCCCAGCACGCAAAUUGCUGUGAAUGCCAGUAAUUCUUCAUCUACUAUGCCUGAGCCAAAGUCAAUAUGUGUUUCAGUAGAUGAGGUGGUCUCUGGUGGUACAGACACACAAGAGAUUCAUUUGCUCAAUGGCCAUUUAAAGAAGAUGGAUAAUGUUUUGACUGAAGCCCAUCAUUUCUCCUACCUUCCUCGAAGACCAGCUGUGAACAUUGAAUUUAAAGACCUCUCCUAUGCUAUACCAGAAGGACCAUGGUGGAACAAGAAGGGUUUCAAGACUUUGCUGAAAGGAAAUUCUGGAAAGUUUAGUAGUGGGGAGCUGGUGGCAAUUAUGGGUCCUUCUGGAGCUGGGAAGUCGACACUUAUGAAUCUUCUGGCAGGAUACAGGGAGACUGGGAUGAAAGGAGAAAUUCUCAUCAACGGGCAACAUCGUGACUUGCGUUCUUUCCGCAAAGUGUCUUGUUACAUUAUGCAAGAUGAUAUGCUGCUUCCACAUCUUACUGUCCAGGAAGCUAUGAUGGUGUCUGCCCACCUGAAACUUCAAGAAAAAGAUGAAGGCAGGAGAGAAAUGGUGAAUGAGAUCCUGACAGCUUUGGGUUUGCUGUCGUGUGCCAGUACUCGCACUGGAAGCCUUUCAGGAGGGCAGAGAAAGCGUCUUGCAAUUGCUUUGGAAUUGGUGAACAACCCACCGGUUAUGUUUUUUGAUGAACCUACCAGUGGCCUGGACAGUGCAUCUUGCUUUCAAGUUGUCUCUCUGAUGAAGGCUUUAGCCCAGGGUGGCCGGUCCAUCAUCUGCACUAUCCAUCAGCCCAGUGCCAAACUCUUCGAACUUUUCGAUCAGCUCUAUGUCUUGAGCCAAGGGCAAUGCAUUUACCGUGGGAAAGUAUUAAAUUUAGUCCCUUAUUUGAGAGAUUUGGGUUUAAAUUGUCCAACAUAUCACAAUCCAGCAGAUUUUGUGAUGGAGGUCGCCUCUGGUGAAUAUGGAGAUCAGAAUAGCAGGCUUGUAAGAGCUGUGCAAGAGGGAAUGUGUGAUGCAGAUUACAAGAGAAACUCUGGAGGAGAAAAUGAACUUAACCCUUUUUUAUGGCACAAACCAUCAGAGGAGGAUUCUUCAUCUAUGGAAGGCUGUCAUAGCUUCUCAGCCAGCUGUCUUACUCAGUUUUGCAUUCUGUUUAAAAGAACUUUUCUCACCAUAAUGAGGGAUUCGGUCCUGACACAUCUGCGGGUAACAUCUCACAUUGGAAUUGGACUUCUGAUAGGCUUGCUGUAUUUGGGGAUUGGAAAUGAAGCUAAGAAAGUCCUGAGCAAUUCUGGCUUCCUCUUUUUUUCCAUGUUGUUUCUUAUGUUUGCUGCUCUCAUGCCAACGGUGCUUACAUUUCCUCUUGAGAUGGGAGUAUUUCUUAGAGAACAUCUGAAUUAUUGGUACAGUUUGAAGGCUUAUUACUUGGCUAAAACUAUGGCGGAUGUCCCUUUUCAGAUUAUGUUUCCUGUGGCUUACUGCAGCAUUGUGUACUGGAUGACAGCACAGCCCUCUGAUGCUCUGCGAUUUGUCCUGUUUGCAGCAUUGGGGACCAUGACAUCACUUGUGGCUCAGUCCCUUGGACUUCUGAUUGGAGCAGCAUCCACCUCACUUCAGGUGGCAACAUUUGUUGGUCCUGUUACAGCAAUCCCAGUUCUUCUCUUCUCAGGCUUCUUUGUCAGCUUUGAUACCAUUCCUGCUUAUCUUCAGUGGAUAUCCUACAUCUCUUAUGUCAGGUAUGGAUUUGAAGGUGUCAUUCUUUCCAUCUAUGGUUUGGAUCGAGAAGAUCUUCAUUGUGACAAAGAUGACACUUGCCAUUUUCAGAAGUCAGAGGCUAUCCUCAAAGAAUUGGAUGUAGAAAAUGCUAAACUUUAUUUGGACUUCAUUGUGCUUGGAAUUUUCUUCAUCUCCUUACGUCUCAUUGCCUAUUUUGUUCUCAGAUACAAAAUCCGAGCAGAGAGAUAGAGAACAAAUGUGAUAACAUGAAGUUCUAGACUGUUGCUCUUUGGUUGUGGCUGAUGAGUUUUCAAAGCUCGGUUGCAAAUCAUGUUGUCUUCUGACCCCUAGAAGAACUAAAAUGGAAACUUGUUUCAGUUUUGAAAAAUGCCACUGCUGAUCCCAAGGGUUUCCUCUCCUGGAAAAUGUAUUUCUUCUAAGGUAGCUGUAGAUCUGGAACUAGAAUGAGAGUGUCUAUCUUUUAUUAUAAGGGAAAAAUAUGAAAUGUGUCAUCACUUCUUGCUACAUCUUACAAGUGUUUUUCCCACAAGAAAUUCCACAUUAGUCCACACAUUUUUCCAGUUGUAUGAAAAGGUGCUCUUUCAACCGAAUGUUUAAAAAUAAAGAAGUGAGAAAUCUGA
Molecule: messenger RNA, 2651 nt
Organism: Pantherophis guttatus
Lineage: Eukaryota; Metazoa; Chordata; Lepidosauria; Squamata; Colubridae
Gene: ABCG1
Product: ATP binding cassette subfamily G member 1
Biological process (GO): transmembrane transport; cholesterol efflux; cholesterol homeostasis
Cellular component (GO): plasma membrane
Molecular function (GO): ATP binding; ATP hydrolysis activity; ABC-type sterol transporter activity
Source: RefSeq, a predicted model, not a curated record